CGCCCCUUUAACGGGAGACGAGUCAAGUCUGUCACGAACUGAUAUGCGCUGGUUUAUCGACAAACAACAGAUGCUUCCCGUUUCCUCCGCAUAACGUCGAGUUGAUGUCUACAAUUCCAUCGUCCAUCAGUUGGCUGUUAGGUUGUUGACCGAGUGUGUUGUACCGAUCGGGAGCUGUCAGUGGAAGAAUGCGGAAGGUUUUGCACCCGUGGUGGCCGGCCCUGCUGAUCCUUUUGUUGGUGGCCAUCGAGCUGUGCCGCUGCGACAGAGACGCCUGCGAUAUUGACGAUCCGACGCUCAAAAAGCUUUGCCGCAAAGUCGAGAGUCAGGAAAAGUACCAGGAGAAAUGGGUCGCCACCAAUUUCAAAGCGGAAAUGGUGUUUCGAUGGUACAACGCCAACAAAGACUGGCUGACGGCCGCCCGAUUGCCUCGCAUGAUGAAACGCUUACUCCGGCGGGCCAACGCUCUCAACCCGAGCGAAAGCGACGACUUUGCUGACGAACAGCCGGCCGAGUCGGCUCCUGCCGCCCCUGCGGCCCCGUCAGCCGAAUUGGAAGCCAAACUGGAACAAAUGACGCAGAAACUCGGACAAAUGGCCGUCCAAUUGAACCAGACUCAAGCCCAGUUGCGACAGAUCCAGCAGGCCAACCGCCGAACGGAAGCGGCUUCGGCCAGCCGAAUCGAAGACUUGAAUGCCAUAGAGAUCCGGGUCAACGCCUCCCUGACGGCCCAGCAGGAACGCCUCAAGAUUCAGAGCAACAAGACCGACGAAUCUUUACGACUCGUCAUCUCCAGCGGCGAGCAGAUGGCCACUCGGCUCUCCAAAACCGAGAAAACACUGCAGUCAAUCAAGAACAAUACGGGCAAUUGCGGCUGUCCGGCCGUCAAACCUUCGGCCGGUAAAAACGCGGCCAAAAGUACCGAGGAAUCCGGGGGUUCGGGUGAAUCGCCCAGAUCUUCUUUGUCGGUCUCGGACGACAGCAUCGCCAAAUUCCAGAACGACAUGGAACGCGAAAUUGAGCAGUUGAAGAUGAAACUUCAACUGACGGCCGGCGACCUGGAAAAGUCGAUUAAUUCCAUACACGUCCAGAGCGAGGGAGCCUUGCGCAACUUCAGCUCCGUCUACCAGGAAGGAAUGAGAUCGUUGGCCAGCGUGCUGGAAGACAAGGUGUCGGUGGCGUCGACUUCGUCCUACGACGUCAUCACCAACGCGACGCUGGCCUUUGGCGAGGACUUGCAGAUCCUACGGCAGGCCGUCUCCUCUUCAACGGCCCAAAUUCAAUUUCUCAUCGGUCAGGACAUGAAAUCGGUCCGCGGGCUGGAAGAGAUGAGAACGGGAUCGCGCCGACACGAGGCUAACAUCCAGCUGUUAACCACGCAAUUAGGCGAUUUCAGACUUCAAGUUCAAGACCAGAUGAACAGCAUUCGCACCCAUUUCUCGCAAACGGUCAACGAGUUUUACCAGAAAAUCGUCGAGCGCCAAAAUUCCAUGGGUUACCGGCUGAGUUCGGUCGUUGACGAACUGUCCGCCGUCAAAAGCAAAGUUCGCAAUAUUCCGCUGCAGGCGACAGCUGGCGCAAGCGAUCAGGCAGGGGCCGCCGAUAAUGACGGUGAUGAUCAGUUACUGGCGCCUCCACCUUUAGAUUCCCGCUGAAAGAUUUAUUCUUUGGAAAAUUUGUUGUUUUAUUUUCUAUUUUUGCCCGCGUGAUUGGAAUUUUGGUUCUUUGGCCGUGAAAUACAACCUGGUGUUGAUUUUGA
This is a messenger RNA of Daphnia pulicaria, 1759 nucleotides long. RefSeq lists its product as uncharacterized. The transcript has 5 exons. The record is from RefSeq and is a predicted model, not a curated record. NCBI's taxonomy places the organism in Eukaryota, Metazoa, Arthropoda, Branchiopoda, Diplostraca, Daphniidae. The coding region runs from base 189 to 1655 and encodes 488 amino acids.